Molecule: messenger RNA, 1062 nt
Organism: Conger conger (European conger)
Lineage: Eukaryota; Metazoa; Chordata; Actinopteri; Anguilliformes; Congridae
Gene: atp6ap1lb
Product: ATPase H+ transporting accessory protein 1 like b
Exons: 7
Coding region: 21-1013 (330 amino acids)
Cellular component (GO): proton-transporting V-type ATPase complex
Source: RefSeq, a predicted model, not a curated record
CAGUUGCACUGAUCACCUCGAUGGCACAGCUCACGCGCUGCCUUCUGCUUCCUGCUCUUCUGCUCUUGUCUCUGCCAGCGCCCCCGGCCCACUGCCUGUCUCCCGUCCUGCAGGAGAGCAGCUCAAAGACGCCCCCAUCCCCAACUGCUGACCUCAGGGGCGAUGCAGAGGUCAGUGUGGAUCCCCAUGAGAGCAACUCCCCACACCCCCUCAACAGGAUUCUGCAGCCAGAUGGGCGGAGCCAGGGGGAGUGGAACCGGAAGCUACUGCAGACUGGCUCGGGCCCCUACGCCCCCCUGAGUGUGGCCCCUGGGGGGAGGACCUGCAUCCUGUUCCGCGCACGCAAGAUGGCCGUCAGCCACCACAACCUCACCGCCGUCGACCUCACCAAACACACCUUCGGCCCCGCCGCUACUGUGGACACCACUGACUCUACCUGCAGCCAGGACAGAGCAGUGCUGUCUCUCAACUUCGGAGAUGUGGAGCAUCUGAAGGGAUUGGUCAUCAGGCUGGAGAUGUCCAACACCGUCUCUGAGACCACAGAGCAGACCUGGUUCACCCUGGACAGUGUUCAGAUCCACUAUAACCGGCAGCUGGAGGCCCGGUUCGACGCCCCGGAGAUUUAUGCCCCUGCCACAAACUCCUAUCACUGCCAGCGCGUCAGCAGCCAGCAGAAAUACGACUCCAUGCUGCUGCCCCGGCGAGCGGGGGUCAGCGAGGGGGGGCCCAGCGAGGGGGGGCCCAGCUGGCACAUCACUUUCACUGACUUCCAGAUCCAGGCCUUUGAGCUGCAGUCGUCGCAGCGCUUCGGCACGCCGCGGGACUGUGCGUCUGCGCUGACGCCGGCGGUGCUGAUGGGGCUGGUGACGUCGCUCAUCCUGCUGCUGGUCCUGGCCUACGCCCUGCACAUGGUGGUGCACCUCAAGCACAUCGAGCGCUACGAAGAGCACAAGACCACCGUCUACUUCCCCCGCAGCCCCGACGCUGACCGCACAGACAAGCCCGGGUCCUGAGAACCUGCGUCUCCAACCUCACCCCCGAGGGGGGCUGCCCCCCCUCCGA